Messenger RNA from Octodon degus (degu), 271 nucleotides. RefSeq names its product defensin beta 124 (gene Defb124). Lineage: Eukaryota; Metazoa; Chordata; Mammalia; Rodentia; Octodontidae. The record is from RefSeq and is a predicted model, not a curated record. Gene Ontology annotation, cellular component: extracellular region. The coding region runs from base 1 to 216 and encodes 71 amino acids. Gene Ontology annotation, biological process: canonical NF-kappaB signal transduction; positive regulation of monocyte chemotaxis; cellular response to peptidoglycan. The transcript has 2 exons.
AUGACACAGCUGCUUCUGCUCAUUGUGGCUCUCCUGGUUCUGGGUCAGGCUCCACCAGGGAGAACUGAAUUCAAACGAUGUUGGAAAGGCCAAGGGGCCUGCCGGACAUACUGCACGAGACAAGAAUCCUUCAUGCACCUGUGCCCGGAUUCCUCCCUGUGCUGUCUCUCCUACUUGUUCCAGCCCACGCGUCCCCCCAAGCCAGAAGAUGAGUAGCUACUUCUGGAUCAGGCACCCUUGCUCUCCAAUAAAACACAGGAUGUCAACCUCC